UCAUUGGCGGGAAGUUUGGCGCCAAGUUUAAAUUGCUUCUUGAGCCCUAGCGGCGGUGGCUAUGGCUGAUCCAAGAAUGUCCGACUAUGCGCGCAAGAGGGCCGAGAACAUGGCGAGGAACGCCGAGAAGCUCGCGGAGCUGGGGAUCCAUGAGGCGGCCAAGUUUCUCCAGAUUCCAAUCAGGGAGCAGCAAAAGAGAAAACCCAAAGGGUAUAAAUCUGAGAAGAAGAGGCCCAGAGAUGAACAGCCGCUUGUAAUUCGGAGGUCACUGCGUACUCGAGGAAUCUCUCCAGAGGUCGGGCCUCUCAAGGACGAACUUUCCGAUGCCAAAGUGGUGCCAGAGCCAGAGAAGCUUGACAAACUUAACUGGGAGAAGCCUGUUUCCUUCUCUGACGUUCGUGUCAACGACGAGCUCUCAGAUGAUUCAGUGCGUGCUCGCAUUGGCGAGGCAGUAAAAGGCGAGUGUUUGGUAAACUCGGAGGACCAGCGACCAAAGGACGACUUUGAGCCGCUAUCUUUGAAACUCGCUGAGAAGGACGUCGUGAGGAUUGUGCCGGAGAAAAUUCUCAGCCUGAUUCUCCUUCCUCUGAGUUCAAAGCUGGUGGUGGCUGCCGGGGACAGAGCGGGAAAUAUCGGCCUCUGGGAUGCUGAUUACAACGAGGAGAGUGACGAAAGUGUUGUCCACAUUUAUCGGCCUCACAGGAUACCUGUUACAGCAAUAGCAAGCGCACCUGCGAGCUUUACACAGAUUGCGACUUGCAGCUGUGAUGGUUCUGUCCUCCUCAUGGACAUUGACAAAGCGGCUUUCAGCAGAGUGUUUUUAUCUGACGAGUCCUUAAGUGCCAUGAGCUAUCUCGCAGAGAGCACGCACGUUAUUUCCAUUGGUGACUACGAAGGAGAUAUGAAACUAGUGGAUGCAAGAAGCUCCACGGUAGCGUCACACUGGAAGCUGCACGAGAGACGCAUUCACUCCAUAGACUCUACGCCGCAGCGGCCUCACCAGGUUGCUACAAGUUCCGGAGAUGGAACAGUCUCCCUGUGGGACGUCCGCGUCACAAAGAGGAACCUGGCAACCAUGACCCACGGAAAAGCCGUGCACUCGGCAUACUUCUCACCAUCGGGAGAUCAACUGGCUUCGACCAGUUAUGACGAUCACGUAGGCCUCUGGAGUGGAAAGCACAAUGACGAUCCCGUCAUGAUCAGCCACAACAAUCAGACAAACCGCUGGAUUGCGACGUUCAGGGCAAUUUGGAGCUGGAGUGACAACUACGUCUACAUUGCAAACAUGAGCAGAGCCAUCGAUGUGAUAUCCACUCGCGAGAACAAACUGGUUGCAUCGCUUCGAAGCGAGGAAAUGACUUCCAUACCUUCGAGACUGGCACGGCAUCCUCUUUUACCUGGAGUUCUGGCCGGUGGCACUGCCGGUGGCAAAAUCUUUCUGUGGAGAAGUUAAUCGUGUUCAAUCAACACUGACUCCUUUUUUUA
Messenger RNA from Selaginella moellendorffii, 1485 nucleotides. Its product is annotated as WD repeat-containing protein 76. Gene Ontology annotation, cellular component: nucleus. NCBI's taxonomy places the organism in Eukaryota, Viridiplantae, Streptophyta, Lycopodiopsida, Selaginellales, Selaginellaceae. Gene Ontology annotation, molecular function: DNA binding; protein binding. Bases 62 to 1453 code for a protein of 463 amino acids. The record is from RefSeq and is a predicted model, not a curated record. Gene Ontology annotation, biological process: regulation of DNA damage checkpoint. The transcript is spliced from 5 exons.